CAUUGUAUAUUCCGUGUUCUAUCGUUUACUGUGUGUACAUUUAGCGAUAAAGAAAAUUUCCAAGAGCUUCGAAAAAUUGAGAAAAAGUCUAUGUUACACAGCUGAAAACAUUCACAAGCUAUCCUAACUUCGUAGAGGAUGGGCGUCCAGUUUUCGUGCUCCGUCGCGUAUAUUUAAAAAAAAUCAUAUUUUUAUAAAAUAUUAAAAAAAUCUAAACUCUGUAUACAUUUUUUUGUUGUAAAAUACAAAAAUAUAUAUUCAUUCUGAAAAAUAAAAAAAAUAAAACAACAACAACCGUUGCUAGUGUUUAAAAAAAUUAAAAAACACGCGUUUUUUGAAAAUAAAUUAAAACAAAAACUAAAAAGUGAAAUGUAUUAAUUAUUAAAAAAACAAAACUUUAAAAAACACCUCACAAAACAAACAAAAAUAACGAGUACCUUUUCAAAAAAUCAUCCAAUUACAACAACUUUAGUACAAAUCUACAGCAUCCUGUUCUAACCAGCAACGUCUUAUCCUUGACCUUCAAAUUAUUAAAGAAAUUAAUUGUUUUUCCAAAACUUUAUAAAUAAAAAACAGAAAAAAUGGCUUUACGUUGUGCUGGUCUUUUCCUAGGCAAAGAGCUCGCCUCCGCCUCUAAACAACUGCGCUCCUUCAGCACCACCCCUGCUGUGAUGGGCGGUUUCUUGAAAAACUCCCCCAACACUGCUUUGGACAAAUCGAUUUUGGAUCGUUAUCGCAAAUUGGAAACCCCCAGCGAUCGUGUUCAAGCCACCUACUUGUGGAUCGAUGGUACUGGUGAAAAUAUCCGUUUGAAGGAUCGUGUUUUGGACAAAAUCCCCACUGGUGUAGAAGAUUUGCCCAACUGGCAAUACGAUGGCAGUUCCACCUACCAGGCAGUUGGCGAAAAUUCCGACACCACAUUGGUGCCCCGUGCCAUUUACAAGGAUCCCUUCAAGCCCGGCAAGAAUGAUAUUAUUGUCAUGUGUGAUACUUAUUUGGCUGAUGGCAGUGCCACUAAAUCCAACAAACGUGCUGCUUUGCAAGCUGCCAUCGAUAAGGUGACUGAUCAUGAACCCUGGUUCGGCAUUGAACAAGAAUACACUUUAUUAGAUGUGGAUGGCCGUCCCUUCGGCUGGCCCGCCAAUGGCUUCCCUGCACCUCAAGGUCCCUACUACUGUGGUGUUGGUGCUGACCGUGUAUAUGCCCGUGAUUUGGUGGAGGCUCAUGCUGUCGCCUGUUUGUAUGCUGGUAUCGAUUUUGCCGGCACUAAUGCCGAAGUUAUGCCCGCCCAAUGGGAAUACCAGGUGGGUCCCAGUCUAGGCAUUAAGGCCAGCGAUGAUUUGUGGGUGUCUCGUUAUAUUUUGCAUCGCAUAGCCGAAGAAUUCGGCGUGGUGGUAACCUUCGAUCCCAAACCCAUGGAGGGACAAUGGAACGGCGCUGGCGCCCACACCAAUUUCUCCACCAAAGCCAUGCGUGCCGAUGGCGGCAUGAAGGCCAUCGAAGAGGCCAUCAACAAAUUGAGCAAACGUCAUGAACGUCACAUCAAGGCCUACGAUCCCAAAGAGGGCAAGGACAACGAACGCCGUCUGGUGGGACGCUUGGAAACCUCCAGCAUUGACAAAUUCUCCUGGGGUGUAGCCAAUCGUGCUGUCAGUGUACGUGUGCCUCGUGGUGUAGCCACUGCUGGCAAGGGCUACUUUGAAGAUCGCCGUCCCAGUUCCAAUUGUGAUCCUUAUGCUGUCUGCGAUGCUCUCGUAAGAACCUGUUUGUUGAAUGAAUAAGUUAACAGAGUUUAGAGCUAAUCACAACUCCAAUCACUAUCUAUCACAUCAUCCAACUUCUCUCCCUCUUCAGACAAGAGUAAAAGGGUAGAGAACUUUAUUAAAAUAACAACAAAAACAACAUUAACUAUUAUUAUAUUAAUAUUAUAUUAUUAGUACUCAUUUUUUUAAAGACAACUAAGCAAAUUAAACAUUAAAUCAAAUUUCGUAAAAAAUGAGUUUAUUCCAUUGAAUAUUUCCUUCAACCUAAUCCCCUAUAUCCCCCGAAAAAAAUGAAAAAAAACACCCGCCAACAAUUUAUAUUAUAAUAAAAACAUGAUGAUUAUCUUAAUAAGAAGGGACUUUUUUAAAUAAGAGAACAAA
Lucilia cuprina (Australian sheep blowfly) is the source of this 2144-nucleotide messenger RNA. It is a transcript of the gene Gs1, whose product is annotated as glutamine synthetase 1, mitochondrial. Gene Ontology annotation, molecular function: glutamine synthetase activity. Gene Ontology annotation, cellular component: cytoplasm. The transcript has a single exon. The coding region runs from base 582 to 1781 and encodes 399 amino acids. Lineage: Eukaryota; Metazoa; Arthropoda; Insecta; Diptera; Calliphoridae. The record is from RefSeq and is a predicted model, not a curated record.